Messenger RNA from Blepharisma stoltei, 3029 nucleotides. The record is from the annotation of a GenBank genome assembly. NCBI's taxonomy places the organism in Eukaryota, Ciliophora, Heterotrichea, Heterotrichida, Blepharismidae.
AUGGGCUAUGAAGAGUGGGAAAAAUACGCAAUUCUUACCAAAUCUGCAAGACAAUUAAUCCAAAAAGAAGAAUAUAUCCCGGAAAUAGCAGAGCCUGUCAAACCUGAAGAGCCACCAGCUUGAUCUGCAUUAGUCCUAGCAGAGCUCGAGAGAUACAAAGGAGAAUCAGAAAACUCAUACAAAGCUUCUUUAAAUAUGCUGUCAAUUCUUGAACAACUCAAUAUAGUCAGAGAAAAAAUGCUUGCUCAGAGCAAAAAAUUAAAUUCAGAAUGCUCAAACCUCUUAAAAGAACGUGAAUAUUUAGUCAAGCUAAACUCUGAGCUGCAUUCAAAACAUUUUUAUUAUUUACAUUUAGAAUCACUAGAAAAUCAAAUUGAAUUAUUGGCAAAUGACCCAGUUACUUCAAGGAAAAAAUUCUUGGAAAUUUUAGCUCAAAUUGAGGACGGGAUUUCUUUUUUCAAUGAAAAUCCUCAUUACUUUGAAAGAGAUGACUAUUUAAGGCUAUAUAAAGAUCUGCAAGUUCAUUGGGUUGAUAAGUUUGCAAACUCGUGCGCAGAGCAGCUUCAUCUGUUUUAUUCACAAGCUGACAAUUUUUAUAAGAAAGUGCCGAAUUUUGAAGAAAUUGAAGCGAUUAUACAGCAUUUGAAGUCAAAAAUUGACCCAGAAAAUAUCUAUGGGUCUUUGAUAGAAAAUAUCCAGACAGCUUAUUUUAGAAUCAGAAGUCGGCAUUCUUUAUUAUGAUAAUUGUGCCUGGUUAAUUUAUUUUUAUUAUUAUUUUUUUAUAUAAAAUAGAGCUCUGGCGAAAAAUAUUAUUGAAAAAAUUACUUUUUUUAAUAUAUUUACAAAAAGCUAUCAAAAAGAAGCAAAAUGAGCUGACAAAUAUCCCACAAUCAAUUGUCGACCAUAUAAGAGUUAUCUGUGAAAUUAUCAAAACAGCUUGGAAAAAAGAAAAAGACUUAUUUAUAAGCUACUUCACAGCUGAAAAAUCAGAAGAGUCCUUAAAACCUAUAAAGCAACAAAUGAACAGUUUAUGUGUCGGACUUUACGAAAGCUGCCGAGAAAAAAUGAUCCAAGAGCAGAGCGUAGACAUCCUUUGUGAGCUUGCCUUAAUGAUGAAAAGGGACUUUAUUAAAGAAGAUCUCACUCCCCCCCCCUUUAAAUUGGAACUAAAAAUUUUGUUCCAAUUUAAAGGGGGGUUAAUUUUUUUUUUUAAAAAAAAAAUAUAAAAAUUUAAAAAAAAAAAAUUUCAAAAACUUAUCGAAUUAGAUCAAUAAAUUUGUUUAAUAAAACGCUAUUUACUCUUUAUCCUUUAAAACAAAGCAAGAUACAACUAAAUUUUCAUUAUUAGUUAAUACGCCACUAUUAAUUGGUAUCAAAAUUAUUUACACAAAAAUUAUUAUUUUUAUUGAUAAAAACAAAUUAAAAAAAAAAAAAUUUUGGAAAAUUUAUCGAUCAAAGUGCUAAUUUUGUUUAAAUAAGAUGCUAUUUAUACUCUAUUCUUUAAAAUAAAGCAAGAAAUAAGUAAAUUUUGAAAAAUUUAUAAAGAAUUCCUAUUGAAUUUAUAUCAAAACUAUCCAAAUAAAAAAAUAUCAUUUUUAUCAAAAAAACAAAAAUUUUUUUGAAAUUUUUUAAAAAAAAAAAAUUAAUUUUUUUUUAAAAUUUACCAAUUAAGGAUAAUAAAUUUAUUUAAAUAAGAUGUUCUUUAUACUUUUUUCUUUAAAAACGAGCAAGAUAUAAAUAAAUUUUUAAUUUUAGUUAAGAAGAAACAUUUAACUUAUAUCAAAACUUUUUAGAUAAAAAUUAUAUAUAAUUUUUUUUAUUAUAAAAUUAAAUUUUGUUCCAAUUUAAAGGGGGGUUAAUUUACCAAAAAAAGUGGAAAUUUUUACCGAUAUUUUGUUCCAAUUUAAAGGGGGGGGGAGUCAGCAUUUUAGUAAGAAUUUACCAAGACAUCCAAGAAAGAUUAAUAUAUUCAGUGCAGCUUUAUAUAAAUGAGAGCAUAGUCCCAUUAAGGUCUAAUGACGAAAAACACCCAGCUCUUAUAGCCCAGGAGCGAUUUUUGAUCGCCCUGGGCUAGAAGAAGCUCAAAAACUCCCCGAGUUUGGCUUUCACUCAAACUGGCAAACUAGGGGAGUUGAAAAAUACGCUUUACAUGAGGAAUUUAUCAACUUGAGUUGAAAACAAACUUGGGGGUUUUCUGAACCUUCUCCCUAGGGCGAUCAAAAAUAGCUCCUGGGCUAUAAAAUUACUACAAAUUUACUAUCAAAAUUGGUGAUUGGGGUGGAAAACGAGAUUUUUCAAGGUCUUGCCCAAGAAGCUGUUAGCCUGUGUUUGUCAGCGCUGAAAAAAUCAAUGCCACAAGAUGAUUUUAUUGACGGCCACGCAUUUCUUAUAAAGCAUAUCCUGCUGUUAAGGAAAGAAAUCCUUGCCAUGUCAGAAAUAAACUGCUAUACAGUUAAAGAGCUUGAUUUCAGCGACACAAAGCGGCUGUUUUGGAAACUAAUUAUGGGAGAAGUUUCUCUACAAAAAGAAGGGGUUUUAGCAGAAAUUGUAAAUUCUGGGGCUCCGAAAUUUAUGGAAAGCAAUUUAGAUGUGAGGAAAAUCUUGGAAAAUGAGCUAAAAGAAGCCUGCAAGAGUUUUGUCGUGAAAGUCUUCCAUGAAAUAGCGAAUCCAAUUAUUAUUUUCAUUAUUCGAGGGAAAAAAUUGGGUUGCUUUUAUUAUUCAAAAAAAAAUUACAAGAAAUUUAUAUAGAGAAUAUGAAAAAUUUAGAGAAAAAUAGCCCUAUUUUGCCAUAUGAAGAAGCAGAAGCUGCACUUAUGGAGAGCUCAAAUAGGAUUAUGGGAAUUUACCCAAGUUUCAAUAAUGCACUGCGAAGUGUAUUGGAUGAGAAAAACUACAAAGAAGUCCUCAAUUCUGCAACACUACAAAUUAUGAAAGCAUUUAGGCAGCUUAUUUCAUACAUGGAAACUCAUUAUAUCGGAAGGCCUUUACCAAACUUGAUUCACAUACAAACUUUGCUUCAAAGUAAUUAA